Messenger RNA from Glarea lozoyensis ATCC 20868, 2070 nucleotides. RefSeq lists its product as uncharacterized. The transcript has 2 exons. The record is from RefSeq and is a predicted model, not a curated record. The coding region runs from base 1 to 2070 and encodes 689 amino acids. NCBI's taxonomy places the organism in Eukaryota, Fungi, Ascomycota, Leotiomycetes, Helotiales, Helotiaceae.
AUGGCUCAGGGUUUGAUCGAUGAAGCAAGCCGAGGCUCCCACUCUGAUGAAUUAUCUACCGAUGAAGGCACACUGGAACCAUUGUGUCAUAUACUCACGCCAAUCGGGAUGCUUGGGUAUGGAUUCGACGAGAGCCUGAUCUAUAAAGCACUCCAGGAUCUGGCAACAAAUGAAACCCCCACAGCGUUGAUUCUCGACUCGGGCUCAACUGAUGGAGGUCCAUUAAAACUUGCCACGGGUUCUAUGACAGCUCCACGGGUUGCCUACAUACGCGAUCUGCGCAAGCUCCUUGCACUCAGUCAUGAGUUCAAGGUUCCCGUCAUUAUUUCUUCCGCUGGAGGAGAUGGGACGAACGAGCACGUUGACGAGGUCUUGGCUAUUGUUCAAGAAAUCAUAGAAGAAGAACCAAAAACUAACUACAAAUUCAAAGCUGUUGGCAUAUACAGUGGUGUCACGAAAGUCAAAGUUCUCAAAGCCCUCGCGGCUGAUGAGGUGACCGGCUGUGGGGUUUCAGUCCCGGCGCUGACAACACAAGAUGUCGAAGAUGCUACGGUGGUAGUUGCUCAGAUGGGACCAGAGCCGUUUAUGGAUGUUAUGGGUGCAGAGACAUACGAUAUCAUUAUCGGCGGCCGAGCGUACGAUCCAAGUCCAUACAUUGCGUUUUGUGCGGACCUGGCGACAAAGAAAUUUGGCCUGCCGUUCGAGUCACUGAAGCCGACGCAACUGGGAGGCUUUGCGUUCAUGGGUAAGAUCAUGGAAUGCGGAGCUCUUUGCUCUAUUCCAAAAAGUGCAUCUUCGAAAGCUACCAUAUAUUGCGAUGGCACCUUUGACAUUGUCCCCUUGAGCCCAAAUUCCUACUGUUCACCUGUAUCGGUGGCUGCACACACCUUGUAUGAGAAAACACGACCAGAUAUUCUCCCAGGCCCUGGUGGGAGCUUACACCUAGAUGCUUCCAAAUAUGAGCAGCUGGCUGACGGGCGUUCUGUCCGCGUUACUGGGGCCAUUUUCAAACUCUCCAGGCAGAACCGUCUCCCUUACACUGUCAAAUUGGAAGCAGCAAAGAUAAUUGGAUAUCGCACCCUCUUAAUGGGCGGUUUCCGCGAUCCAAUCCUCAUCAAGGGAAUCGACAGCUUCCUGGAGAGAGCCAAAGCAUAUGUCAAGCAGCAGCACAAAGAAUCUCCAGGAACGUGGGAGCUUGACUGGCAUGUCUAUGGAGUAGAUGGGAUUAUGGGUUCUCUCGAACCCGGUGAUCCGUCGUACCAACCGCGAGAAGUCUUUCUUGUUGGUGAAGCGUUGGCGUCAUCUCAGGAACUCGCAACCAGUGUUGCCAGCUGCGCGAGGAUUGCUUGUGUACAUGGCCCUUACCCGGGACAGCGUGGCACGGGCGGUAACUUUGCAAUGGGUGUUGGAGGAAAGCUGGAAGUUGAGAUGGGUCCCUGCGCGGAGUUUUGCAUCUACCAUCUCAUGCCAUUAGAGAUUGGAGCAGAGCACGCUCAAGAGAUACGGGGAGUCGACACCGCAUCCACAGAUGGCGGGCACACGCCGAUAUUCUCGUGGAGAAGGAUGGUGAUGAGCAGCUGCGCGAAAACGCCGACUUAUGGUCCCUUAGCAACCCAAAUUCCUGAAGCGAUUGCCAUGUCAGAUUUCAAUGGUGUGCGUGAUGUGCAGAAAGCACCUAAGCUGCCACCAUGCUAUCUCAACCUUGCUGACCCACGUACGCUCUGCGAUGUUGCGUCUGUGGUGCGAUCCAAGAACUCUGGUCCGUACGAAAUCACACUCGAUGUUCUUUUUUCGCAGAAGCGUAUUUAUAACCUUAUGCAGACCUCUAACAUUUUGACCCCUUCGGCCAUCGCCAAGUUGUAUAAGCUUCGGGAGGACGAGAUCAUUUACUGCGGGUUCUAUGAUCAGGCAAUGGCAUUCAAGGCGACGAUUCCGAGAAAGAGGUUAGGAAAAGCGAUUUCGGGGGGUUCUUUCAUGGAGGCCGAUGUUCAUGGAAGUCAACAGUAUGCAGGACUGCUUGGUUUAGACCUAAGCCAGGAGGUAAGAAGAGUUAUUCUUGGUUGGAGUUAA